AUGAAUUAUGCUGGUCAAGCAGAGAUGGGGCAAGAUGGCCCAAGUGCCGUAUGCGGUUUCCCAACCACUACCCUGGCGGCCGUCUUGGUACUUUGGCAGACUGUUCUCAACCUACUCGUGAGUGCAGAAACGGUAGGCGAGCAGAUCAACUCCGAACAAAGUGCCUGCGUUCAGUCGCUAUUUUCGGACAGGUACCGCAUUCCCUCAACAGCAUUCACCGCCACAAGCGAACAGGUUGACACCACCGGAUCUCGACGAUAUGCAGCCGACGCAUUGCGAACUGAAAAUACCGACUCCGCCUGGUGUCCACGCAACAGAGUCGGUCCUGAGUUGAAUGAAUUUGUCCAAGUGGAUAUGGGCGAACUUAAUGUGAUCACCAAACUCGUCAUCAGCGGUCUGCUAGUUGAAGGAGGAACUUCCCAACUGCUGGGUAGUAGCUCAGCCUUGGUACCCAAAUUUGUGGUUCUGGACCCCCCGGUGGUUGCUCGGUGGAUACGAAUCUAUCCAUAUCGUGAUUCACCCGCCUUUGUUUGUAUUCGGCUGGAGGCCUAUGGAUGUCGAUCUACAGAUGACCUUGUUGAGUACCAAAUUCCUGAGGGGAGUAUUGCCGUCCCACCGUACCACGCACCUCCCUCUUCAAACAUCCUACUGAAACCUCCAAAUGAUCGAACGAAAGACAAUCAUACUCGAUAUUAUCAAGCUGGGGGCGGCAGCGCUUUCUCUGACACGUCGUAUGAUGGCUACCGAAUUGAACCAGGAAGCCUUCUGGACGGGGGUUUAGGCUGUCUUACUGACCUUGGAAUAGCACCGCAGAACGUUGCCCCAACUCCUAUGGCUACCUCUGUCUCCAUACCUUCUAGCGUCCGCGGUGGAUCUUCAGAAGAGUCUAAUCGAUGGUUCGUUGGGUGGCAUCGAGAUCGGUGGCGGAUGUCAAAAACAGAAGGCAGAGAAGAUGUGGUCGAUAUGCUGUUCCGGUUCACUACGAUCCGUAGCUUUAAACGCCUGAAACUGUACGCAUCGAAUAACUACCGGGAGAAGGUUCGCCUACCGCGUCGUAUCGAAUUGCGGUUCAGCAUACGUGGAAUUCUCUUCUCAGGGCAACCUGUCAUCGCUCAAGAUUUUUUGCCUGACAAUCGAACAAAUGGCGUGAUGAGUAUUGAACUCGAUUUGAACGACCGGAUAGGCCGGGUUGUUCAAUUAAAGGCCUUUUUUGCCGAUGAAUGGAUGCUUUUCAGUGAGAUCAAGUUCCAGAGCCACUUGGCGACCGAUCCAAUACUGUUUGAUGAGUCCACCGGUACUCGAAGAUCCAAGAAGGAGCCCACAUCUUCUGGCAACACGGGAUCUGGCGUCACUGCGUUGCCAACGGAUCUUGUUGAUUUUUCUGCCCGUCACCUUCCCACAGUGAUCAUACUUGCCCUACUUAUCGUGGCCUUCCUUGUUGUAAUCGGUUUCACUUGUCUGCGCAUGAUGUGGAAAAGGAAACAGUGGCAUGCAGUCAAACAAACCCACGGUGGACGACGUGUGAACACCCGCAUGUUACCCGAAGGCACAACAGACCCGUGCGUCGAACGAUCGAAUGGCCGUCUUCCUACAACUGCGCCGCUUUUUAUAUCAAAUGGGACAACCCCUAAAAUCCCCAAUGAGCUUUCGGUGGACACCAACCCCGUGGAUUCGCCCUCUGAAGCCGACCCCUUCAGUCAUACACCAGCUGAUCAUGACCCUAGGAAAGCACCAGGAUUCUUCGCCGCACUAAGUAUAUCAUUAUGUUCACGAUCCAAGUCAAAACCGUCUCAGCGAGUCGUUCGUCUAGCCCCCACCAUUAUACCUGGUCAACCCCGGAGUGAUCGUGACACCCCCAAUGUUGCUACUCUUCCAGCCGCGGCUCUAUACCCCUACGCUACGCAUCAGCCGUCGUUGACAAAUGACCAAAUGAUCCAAAAUGGACAAUCCGGUCUGACUUUUAACUGCAAUGGCCAUUUUGGACAGAUCGUACCUCCCAAUCUCGUGAACGAAAUACAUCCGAUCGAUCAAUCCUAUUCACAGGGGCCUGAAGGGCAACCCCAACCUACAGCCGCUCACCUCGCCACGGACUGGUUUCUGCGUUCGGGCUACUCAAACAGCGCGACAAACUCGACCGGGGCCUCAGUUGUUGUGGGAGCAAUCAAUCCUGAAAUGAACUUGUAUACAACUGUUAAUGGAGAGUCAGAUGCGGAUAGCAACGGACCGAGUACAGUGGGUCCGGAGUAUGCGAGUGCUAAUCCGAAAUGGGCCGCGACUCUGGCACACACACAGCCGAAACUGUUACGACCGACAGAGCCGCCGUUUAUCACCACCAUGAGACACCUGAGUAGUGGUCUGUCUCCUCGAUUCGCUCCCCCCACAUCCAUUACUGUCAGUGGCGCUCAGACCACAGCUCAACCGGGGUCAUCCUACACUCAUCAUCCACAUCCGAAUAACCUGUCCAAUCAACCACUAAUUUACUAUAACCCCAACGUUUCCACCGGUCACGUGGCCAUAACAGAUGCAAGACCGGUCCAAUUCUACGAGCCCUACUCACAACCGAUGACAUCGAUUCCAGGUAUCUACAUCCCUCCUCAAUUCGCGCAUCUUCUGCGACCAACCACAAUGGGUCAACACACUAACACAAUUUCACCAGGAGUGACCAGUUUGGAAACGCCAACCAUCUCACUUCGUUGCCAGGAUACCUCGGUCGUCCAUUCGGUUGUUGAUAGUCAAGAAAACUGUGGGAGAUCAGAUGGACUAUACUGCACUCCCAACGAGACCAGAUUGAUGUCUCACCGGACUCAGAAGCCGCAGCACCAACCUCAAAUGUUAGCAGACCCCGGGCCGUGGAUCAAAGCUAACUGCUUCGACGCAGGCGAUGCGCGUUGUCCACCGGUUCCUUCGACCCCACCACCACCCCCACCAUCACGACCCACGCCUUCUUCGAAAUUGUCCCUUGAUGGAUAACACCAUACGCGACUAGUCGCCACGUCUCGUGAUUCCCAAACGAACCAAUUGGCCUCUUCCAACGCAGACAUAAUAGUCCAUUGAUACUUUUGUUCCGGUGACUUAUCCGAUACUGCUGACAGUCUUUCCAGAUCUUCGCCAUUCUUUGUUUGUAUCCACUGUCCACUGUUUCAACGUUUCGUCCAACUUGAACAUCAUUCAUGGAAGUCAAACAUAUUCAACCGUUCCGUUGUGUGCCGUCUUCUGGGCUUCCACUCAUCUCGAAGGGUAGAGUGCAAACAACUCGAUUCUCUCCUCGAAUCAACUGCGCCACCAAAUUGCAGAACGUACACUUUUGUAUAAAAAAUAUACAGUACUAGUUCAAGAAAUUAUCGCUCAUCAUCAUCCCUUUACCAGAACUGAUUCUUCCAUUACCGGACACUCGCUCAUAAGUACUGUGAAGUGAACUCCCCCCCACCCCGCCAAUUUCACAAUUUAUUCCCACAGCCAAAAAGUUUCUCCAUUUUCCGUGUCGCCAGUAUAACUGGAUACAUAUCGAUUGAAUGACAUCGAUACAACCCCCCCUUGAAGUGUAAAAGUAUGCAAUUCCAAUUAUUGCGUCAGAUAAACAAUCAGCUGUUCUUUUUUGCCAUAUUUGAACUCAAUAAAAC
This is a messenger RNA of Opisthorchis viverrini, 3620 nucleotides long. RefSeq lists its product as hypothetical. The record is from RefSeq and is a predicted model, not a curated record. The coding region runs from base 1 to 2970 and encodes 989 amino acids. NCBI's taxonomy places the organism in Eukaryota, Metazoa, Platyhelminthes, Trematoda, Opisthorchiida, Opisthorchiidae. The transcript has 12 exons.